This is a messenger RNA of Miniopterus natalensis, 2589 nucleotides long. RefSeq names its product sirtuin 3 (gene SIRT3). Gene Ontology annotation, molecular function: NAD+ binding; histone deacetylase activity, NAD-dependent. NCBI's taxonomy places the organism in Eukaryota, Metazoa, Chordata, Mammalia, Chiroptera, Miniopteridae. The record is from RefSeq and is a predicted model, not a curated record. Gene Ontology annotation, cellular component: nucleus.
GGUCCCCCGGACGGCGGGGCGGGGCUAGCGCGGGGGCACGUGACGCUCAGGGACGAGUGCGCGAGCGGGCUGUGGCGAGCAUGGCGCAGUGGGCUUCAUCUGCUGUCCGCGCUCUCAGGCUCUGGGGCCCGGGCGGUGAACGGGCCUGGGCCCGCCGGCCUCGUAUUGCAGGUGGAUGGACGCCCAUACCCUUUUCUGCUGGUGUCUCGAGUGUCUUUGGAAAUGGAGGCGACAGUAAGAAGGAGAAGCUAUCCCUGCAGGACAUUGCUGAGCUGAUUCGAGCCAGGGCCUGCCAGAGGGUGGUGGUCAUGGUGGGGGCUGGCAUCAGCACACCUAGCGGCAUCCCGGACUUCAGGUCUCCAGGAACUGGCUUCUACAGUAGCUUCCAGCACUGCGAUGUCCCAUACCCUGAGGCCAUUUUUGAACUCACAUUUUUCCUUCACAACCCCAGCCCCUUCUUCACGUGGGCCAAGAAGAUGCACCCUGGGAACUACAGGCCUAACAUCAUCCACUACUUCCUGCGGCUGCUCCACGACAAGGGGCUGCUCCUGCGGCUCUACACACAGAACAUCGACGGGCUGGAGCGAGCAUCGGGCAUCCCUGGCUCUAAGCUGGUUGAAGCUCACGGGUCCUUUGCCUCUGCCUCCUGCACUGUCUGCCAAAGAACAUCCCCAGCAGAGGACUUCUGGGCCUCUGUGAUGGGGGACAGGGUCCCCCGCUGCACAGUUUGCACUGGCGUCGUGAAGCCUGACAUCGUGUUCUUUGGGGAGGCCCUGCCCCAGAGGUUCCUGCUGCACCUGGCAGAUUUUCCCAUUGCAGACCUGCUGCUCAUCCUGGGGACCUCCCUGCAGGUGGAGCCUUUUGCCAGCCUGUCUGAGGCUGUGCGGAGCUCAGUGCCCCGAGUGUUCAUGAACCAGGAAGCGGCGGGGGCCUUGGCCUGGCGUCCUCGCAGCAGGGAUGUGCUGCAGCUGGGGGACCUGGUGGACGGCGUGAAGAUGCUGGCAGAGCUGCUGGGCUGGACGGAGGAGCUGAAGGACCUCGUCCAGCGAGAGACCGGGAAGGUACUCUGAGAAGUGAGGUUUCUGUGCCUGUGUGGGAUGCAGCCCCGCGGGCGACGCUUUCAGGAAAUUGUGAGAGCCGCUGACCUGACUGCUGAGGGUAGAAACACCACAGAGGCUAAAGCUCUAGAUUUCAAAUCCCACGGACAAGUGCAGUUACAGAAAAUGCAGUUUUCCUUGAGACUCAGCAGUGUCACCCUGUGGGCGAGUUUCUCCAGGUGGUGGCAUUGGGCAUCUGGAGUCCAGUUGUCUUGGGACAGCACGAAGCAGGCAGGGAGAACACCCCCAGGGUGUGACCAGAAGUGCUGAUCUGGUUCCUGUGGCCACGAGACAGAUGUCUUGGGGACCCCACCCUCCACCUGUGACUGUCACCUCUACUGGCAGAAGCCCCCCUCUGGCUGUAGCCUCAUUUCCUACCAAGUAGGACCAGAGAGGAUUCGAAGCUAAGGAUGAGACAGCACUUAGGUUUCUGCUUGUCACAUGUCUGAGCCAUUGCUAUUUCAGGCCUUUUGUUGUCUGGUUCUCAGGGCUGAGAUGUAGGCUGGUGCCGUUUCUCAUCACGUGGAAGGAGAUAAAGGCCACCCACAUCCAGGUCACAUUGCCGUCACUUUUGAGUCUGCAGCUUACUUGAGAGCCUCUUCUGGGCUCCGACUUCUUCCACCAACAGCAAGAUUAAGUCAGGGAGCCCCUGUGGAUUUUUGGAACUAGUCCUGUAAGAUUUGCCCUGUGGUAUUUCCUAGUUUUACAAUUUGUAUAAAUUGGGUUAUGACUUUAGGGGUUUAUUUAGGGUUACUGUCCAAGAUGUGGUGCCAGGGUAUACCUUGAUUUGCCGCUUACAUGAGGCCCUCCGUUUAGCCACCCAUUUGUGCCUAGCUCUACUGGAAUCAUCUUAAUUUGGCUGAACAGCAGUAUUUGCAGAGACAGAAAAGCUUCAUCUUAUGUAAUAGUUUGCACCCAGGCCCUGACAUCUGUCUGCCUACCCAGGUGUUUCCAGGUAACCAAUUUUUUCUCUCCCUUGUGUUCCAGUUCAGUGGGUGGGACAGGUAGGGUGAGGGCUGUUUCCGUACCAGAAAUGGUUCCAUGGAGUCAUUACCCAUUUCUGAACAGACCUCGUUUCUGAAGAACAGCUUGGGCAGGUUUACAAAUUUUGGCUGACCCAGGACUGGAGCAGAGCACGGGGCUCUACUGGCACCGUCCCCAGCCAUGUCUGCACUGUGCCUCGGCAUGGGUGCCCCUGGCCUGCCUGUCUGGUUAACUCUUCACUUUGCUGAAGCUCUCACUUCCCAGCACUUCCUUCUGACUGUGGUCCUGGACUCAGGCUGCACCCACUUUUCCUGUGUCCAGGUCUCCACUUGAAGGGCAGGCUCAGCAUCUGUCAGAAAGGCCCAUCUCUGGCUGAGUGGGCCCAGUCACCUCCCAGUGUGGGGUCCUGGGUCCCAAGAAGUAUGCUGGGCUCUUGGCAGGUUGGUCUCCUGAGUUUGAAGAAAGCCUGUCCUUCACUACUGACAUGAAAUAAAUUCUGCUGUAGAAA